Lottia gigantea (owl limpet) is the source of this 276-nucleotide messenger RNA. RefSeq lists its product as hypothetical. Gene Ontology annotation, biological process: adenylate cyclase-activating G protein-coupled receptor signaling pathway; cAMP biosynthetic process; adenylate cyclase-inhibiting G protein-coupled receptor signaling pathway. NCBI's taxonomy places the organism in Eukaryota, Metazoa, Mollusca, Gastropoda, Lottiidae. The record is from RefSeq and is a predicted model, not a curated record. The transcript has a single exon. The annotation marks the transcript as partial. Gene Ontology annotation, molecular function: adenylate cyclase activity.
AUUAACCAUGGUCCAGUAACAGCAGGAGUAGUAGGGGCUAGAAAACCACAAUAUGAUAUCUGGGGGGAUACAGUUAAUGUUGCUAGUAGAAUGGAUAGCUCUGGAGUUUUAGAACAGAUCCAGGUAAGAAAUUUACUAGCUUUACAAUAUUCUCUAAUUACAGAAACCAUUAACUUUGGAUGGAAAAUUGAAAUGGUGCAAAUAGAAGUCAUAAAUGGCCCUGAUAAAUAUAAAGAUAAGAAAACCUCUGUAAAUUAUGUUAUAUGUAUAUUAUGA